Hypomesus transpacificus is the source of this 3701-nucleotide messenger RNA. Its product is annotated as cAMP-specific 3',5'-cyclic phosphodiesterase 4D-like. The coding region runs from base 1269 to 3503 and encodes 744 amino acids. Gene Ontology annotation, molecular function: 3',5'-cyclic-AMP phosphodiesterase activity. Gene Ontology annotation, cellular component: nucleus; perinuclear region of cytoplasm; cytosol. The transcript is spliced from 16 exons. Gene Ontology annotation, biological process: signal transduction. The record is from RefSeq and is a predicted model, not a curated record. NCBI's taxonomy places the organism in Eukaryota, Metazoa, Chordata, Actinopteri, Osmeriformes, Osmeridae.
AGAGGGUGCCUGAUUAGGAAGCAUGUCGAUCCCACGUGGUAGCCUGGCCUGAGUGGAACGAGUGCUGGGAGGCAUCGCAGCGAGACACCCAGCUGCAUCACAGGGGAGCCAGACAACCCACAAACAAGUCUGGACACACAUGACAAACUCGGUGUGUCGAAAGACGUUAACUGGUUAAACCCACUGUGAGAUCGCUCUUGUAAUUGAGACUCAUCUCCAGGCAUCUUAGCGGUGUCUGUCGUUGUACUCUUAGACAACCAACCAACCAACCAACCAACCAACCAACCGUCUUUGUUUUGUUUGUUUUUUUUACUUUUAACUUUAUUUUUGGCUUGACCCAGAUUUGGCAACUCCUGCGACGAAGCCCAAAUUGUUCUCAUCCUAAUUGUAGAGAUCCCGAAAAAAAAGGGGGAAAACGACAAGCGCAGAGUUUGGAGGACCUUUCGGACCUCGUCUCAGGGGAUUGACAAAGCUCCCACACUACCGAGGGGAGGUCAGCCUUCGCUCAUGCCCUCCUCCUCCUCCUCUCUCUCUCUCUCUCUCUCUCUCUGAGGCUUCACUUGCAAAGUUUCUUCGUUAUUCAGGAAGAGGAAAAAAAACAAGUGUGUUGUGAAGAAGAAGCCAGUCGUUGAGAAGUUUUGACAGCGAGGAAGAAGAAAGAGGAAGUACUGUUUUCGAGGCUUAAAUGAGUUUGCGGCUUUUUAGUUCUGCCACUCUCAGGAUGUUCUAAAGUUUGCCUCAUCAGAGCCAGGAAACUCUUCUAUCAACCGAGCCUGCAGUUGCAUCGUCUCUACCUUUCUCUGUUUCUUUUUUCAUUUUGUUCUGUAGCAGGUCAGAGCGCCGACUACUUUUCAUCUUUGUUGAGACCUGUUUCGAUCGGGAAUUCCUCCUUUUCAUUCCAGCUCUCCUCACCGUCGUUUACUGUACUGGGGCAGCAGCAGGUAGUUGGCUUGGCAGUUUCUGUUCUCAUAUACCUUGAACACCUGUCUCUUCUUUCACCUGUGUGGGGAAGGGCCAGUGACAUAACCCCCUUCCCCCAAUUCCCCCCCCCCCCCCCGCCCCCCCAGUCAAGCCUCUCCAAAACACCUGCAGCAUGUGGCGUGUCCAGGACAUUUCCAAAAGUUCUGAGAAGAGGACCCAGUGGAACGCCAGGUCAUCUGCCAGGUCCCGUGUGACUGGAUGGAUGCUUUGACUCCUCUGCUGCGUCGUCGAUAAUGACCCAGUAAGGCUCUGGAAAACCAUAGGAGUUGAAAACACUGAGUGGCACAAUGAACAAGGACUCCCGGUUAGCACGGAAAGGCAUGCCGUUAGGACACGGGCAUGGACGCAGGCACUCGUGUUUGGGUUUCGAUGUGGAGAAUGGGCUGUCGGUGGGGCGCAGCCCCCUCGACCCCCAGGCCAGCCCUGGCUCGGGCAUGGUCAUGCAGGCCAACUACCCCCACAGCCAGCGGCGGGAGUCUUUCCUGUACCGCUCCGACUCGGACUUCGACCUCUCUCCCAAGAACAUGUCACGGAACUCCUCCACUGCCAGUGAGCUGGAAGAGGGGUUGAAGCACUGGGAAAUCAGUUGGCUACCUCGCCACGGGGAAGACAUGAUAGUGACACCAUUUGCACAGGUACUUGCCAGUUUACGAACCGUGAGAAGCAACUUCGCCGUACUGACUCAUCUACAGGAUCGCGUGGGCAACAAAAGACCACCAAGUAGCAACCCGCCACCAAUGUGCAAACCAUGCCUAGCAGAGGAGCCUUAUCAGAAGCUGGCAGUGGAGACCUUGGAAGAGCUGGACUGGUGCCUGGACCAGCUGGAGACCAUCCAGACGCGUCACUCCGUCAGCGAGAUGGCCUCCAAUAAGUUUAAGAGGAUGCUGAACAGAGAGCUCACACAGCUGUCUGAGACCAGCCGUUCAGGAAACCAGGUGUCAGAGUUUAUUGCCAGCACAUUCUUAGAAAAGCAGCAUGAUGUGGAGAUUCAGUCGCCGCCCCCCAAGGAGAAGGAGAAGAAGAAAAGACCCAUGUCUCAGAUCAGCGGGGUUAAGAAGCCCACGCCGACCCCCAGCCUGGCCCCCACCUGCAUCCCACGCUUCGGGGUCAACACACACCAGGAAGACCUGCUGGCCAAGGAAUUUGAGGACAUCAACAGAUGGGGGCUGGAUAUUUUCAAAAUAGCUGAAUACUCUGGGAAUCGUCCUCUGACAGUGGUCAUGUACUCAAUUUUUCAGGAGAGAGACUUGUUUAAGUCCUUUAAAAUUCCCACAGACACUUUCAUCACGUUAAUGAUGACCCUGGAGGACCACUACCACGCUGACGUGGCCUACCACAACAACAUCCAUGCUGCGGACGUGGUUCAGUCCACCCACAUCCUCCUCUCCACCCCUGCUCUGGAGGCAGUCUUCACUGAUCUGGAGAUCAUGGCUGCUCUGUUUGCCAGUGCCAUUCACGAUGUGGAUCAUCCUGGAGUGUCCAACCAGUUCCUCAUCAACACAAACUCCGAGCUUGCCCUGAUGUACAACGACACCUCCGUUCUGGAGAACCACCAUUUGGCAGUGGGUUUCAAGCUGCUGCAGGAGGACAAUUGUGACAUCUUCCAGAACAUCAGCAAGAAGCAGAGACAAUCCCUCAGGAAGAUGGUCAUCGAUAUGGUGUUGGCUACAGACAUGUCCAAACACAUGCACUUCCUCGCUGACUUGAAGACCAUGGUGGAGACCAAGAAGGUGACCAGUCUCGGGGUGCUGUUGCUUGACAACUACUCCGACCGCAUUCAGGUGUUGCAGAACAUGGUGCACUGUGCCGACCUGAGCAACCCCACCAAGCCCCUGCAGGUGUACCGCCAGUGGACGGACCGCAUCAUGGUGGAGUUCUUCACCCAGGGAGACUGUGAGAGGGACAAGGGGAUGGAGAUCAGCCCCAUGUGUGACAAGCACAACGCCUCCAUUGAGAAGAACCAGGUGGGCUUCAUUGACUACAUCGUGCACCCUCUGUGGGAGACCUGGGCUGACCUGGUGCACCCAGACGCACAGGAUAUCCUGGACACCCUGGAGGAUAACCGAGAGUGGUACCAGAGCAUGAUCCCACACAGCCCCUCCCCGUCCCCCUCCCCCACCACCCCGGAGGACAGGGACCAGGAGGGGGGAUCCGGGGGCGCGCUGGGGGCCAGCGGAUCCUCCACAGGGGGCGACAAGUUUCAGUUUGAGCUCACCUUGGAGGAGGAGGACGAGGAGGAGGAGGACAGAGAUUCAGACCUAGAGAGUCCGUCUGAGAGCGAGAGAGAGGACUCCAGGACCCCCCCGUCUCUGCCUCUGGACCUCGGAGGCGGUGGCGGCCACCCCCGCCCUCCCUCCCCCCACCCCGGUCGAAACCUCAGCCUGGCCACCAUGUCGGUCAGGAGCCCCCGUCACCACAGGACGUUAAUGCUGCCGGGGUUGGAGAGGGACGACGGGGACGAGAGAGACAGAGAACUCAACCAGGACGGGGGCGGCGUGGCGUGCCUGCGUCUGGGCACAUAACACACACCACAGCCCCGCCCUGCACCACGCCUGCCUUUAACAAGCUGCCUCUCAUGGAGGUCUGUGCCAAUAGGAGGAGAGGGCAGGACAGUCCUUUUUAAUAAGCCUGUAGUAACCACAGUCCCUUUACACUGGAGACACCCCUCUGGAAGAAAACAAGGGAGAUUUUCCUCUUUUUUUUUUUAUCUGGCAGAACAA